GAGCGAGACGACUCAUUCCUGUAAUGGCUGCCGUCUCUGGCGUUGUCAGUGAGUGUGCGGAUGCCCGUCGCGAGUAGCUGUGCGUUGCGUCGGGAAGCUGCGUCCGUCGGUGGGUCGCGAGCCCACGAGAUCUCGCGCGCGUAUUGCGAGAGAGCGGAUCGCGGCGGUGAGAGGCUCACACGUUUCGGCGCGGCGCGAUUUCGCGCGUGACUCUUUCCUCCCCGCACCGGCGGCGAUUUAAAAACGAGCGACACCGCAUACCUCGAGUAUACACCCUCGGUGUGUUGUGCUUUUCCCCUCCACCCUCCCCCGCCUCACGUCUCUUUCUCUCUCUCUUCCUCCGUCUGUUUACCCGGGGCGCGUGACCCGUGUCGAGAGUGUCAGCGACCCGUCCGAAAAUCCGCGACGGCGCGCUUCCGGCCCUCCUCCCCUUCGCCUCCUCCAUCCCCCGUCCCGCGUCUACUACCUGAUCGUCCGUCCGUUCGCGAGACGCGUCGAUGAACGCAACGGCGCGUCGGGCGGGCUCUCCUUCUUCCUCUCUCCUUCGCUCUUUCGCUCGCCUCUCGCCGUCGAGUGAUGGUAAACACGUCGAGUGACAGCGUGCGCGAGUGAGAGGAAAACGUUUCGACUCGUCCGGCAGUCCGAAGGAAGGCGAGAGAAUCGUGAGUCUGCGAGGGGAAGGAGCGUCGUCCGGUAGGGCCGCGCAGCCAGGCGGGCCCCCGAAUUCUUCCUCACGUGGUUCAAGGCCGUCUAAAAGCGUCCUCGCGGGCGUCGCGAGUGCGUGUGUACGCGCGUGCGACGCGAGACGACGGCCGCGAGAGCUGUCAGCGUCGCCGAGAGACUUUCCAUCCCGGAAUAUCGAAGAGAGAGAUACCGGGCGCGCGCGCGGGGGAGACUCUCGUCGGGCAGUCCCCUCGAGCGACGACGACGACGUCUGCCAAAACCCGAUGCACCAAAGAUCUGAGUCAGCCCACGAGGAGUCGUCCGCUGGCGACGAGGGGAGAACCGUGCCAAGUUCCGGUGGUACCGCGCUCUUCCUACGCUUCGUUUCGAAUCUGUGACGUUAUCCUGAGCCGCCCUACGGGGAUAACGUUCCGUCUAUGACCUACCGACUGUGAUUUUCGACGCGUGACGCCACUGCCAAAAAGGAAACAAACCAGCGUCGAUCGCGAACCUGCGUCUUCGUCUCCGCUUCCUUUGCCUUCCCAUCUGUUCGUCGAAGACGAAUGUCUUCCACGUCUGUACCAGAAACAUAUAUGACACGAUUUUUGCCGUUGUCUUGCUCCGAGAUACCUAUGUCUUCCUACGAAUUCCAAUACCCUUGACCGGCGAAGCAGAAGAAUCCUCGACUUCCUUGAAUUUCUCUUGAAGCACGAAAUACGAAGAAAGAAAGGAGACAACUACGAUAUCGAGUGCUCCGAGAAUGUUCCUUGACCAAGUCGCGAACGCGAUUCGUUGACAUUCACGUUAAUCCGAAUCGCAUUCGAAGGCAAAGCUGCACAUUGCAAAAAAAAAACGAAGGUGCCUUGUUAUCGCUGUCAUCGCCUGAACGCAUUCGAAAGCUUCGUGGGAUCGUUACCGCGUUCAUUCGUAGUUGAAGCAGCUUACAAAGACUUCGCUUGUCGCGGGGAUACGGCAGAACGACGCCGUGACGACUGUCGAGAGGCGCGUCAUCGAGCCGGCCGCUUGUGAUGCGGCGCACGCAGGGCCGCUGCUACCGUCGUCGUCUCGCGUCGUCAGCUUGCGCGACCGCCUCGUCGCAAUAACGGCGAAGAUGUUCGGGAAAGUGCCGCCGCCGUCGAACACGCCGGGUCCGCCUAAUAAUAACGGCGGCCAGGCGUCAGCCAAGUCGUCGUGCAUCAGGCCGGCGACGACGGGCACGGCAUCCUGUCUGCCGUGCUUCUCGGUGGAGGAGACGCCGACAGUGAGCGCCGACGACAAGGUGAGACCUUGGCGACCGAUGAAGGACAACGAUUCCGACGAUUCGCCCACCGUGGUCUCCGAGGCUCCCAGCAACUCCCUGCAGCCGCCCGCCAGUUUGACGGACGCCACUUUCGUCGCGAUCGAGCCGCCUAGGCCCUGCAGGACUGACGAAACGACGACGACCUGCGCAUCCGCUUGUACCAAGACCCCGGCCAAGUGUUCACCCAAGGAAGGCUCGUCGCAAGUUGGCAGGAGUCACGCCAACGCGAUGCAGAAGUGUCCCGGUCAGAACUGCUCGAAUUAUUCCAAGACCGGCGUCGGUAGAUCGCGACGACCGCAGUCUACGUCGACCGGGAGAAAUUUUAACGUCGAGUCGUGUACGAGAGAUUAUGCGAAAACCGCGAAGAAGAUUGUUGCCGUUAAUCGAGAGCCUCCGAGCGGCAAGGAGCCGUAUCAGACGUGUAACGAGCAGCAGUCCAAGUGCUUGCAGGGAUACGCCCCCGCGGCUACGGUCGCUGCCAAAUUGUCUUCCGCGAGAUCUUCCGAAACGAUUCACCACACGUCGCUGCCGGGCGGGAAAAGGUCCAGUAACGAGGACCUUCUGACGGACACGUGCGCGAAUUACUUCGCGAUGUCGAAUGGCGCGAUGUCCAAUGUGCCGGUCGUGAGCGAGCAGUCGUUGCACGCGCAUCAGAAGCCGGCGGUUCCGAAGAUGAUCGACGUCAAAGACGGCGCCGGCGAUUCCGCGACCGCCGUCGCGUCCUGCGAGGAUAACACCUGCGACAGCGACUUCACCACUUCGACGCUAUCCAGAGACUGGACGUUGAGGAGGGUCAGCAACGAGGUGCAGCAGAGCUGCGUGUCCUGCCUGCCGCAGAAUCUUCCCACGGAACUGCAGUCGUCCACCUCGCCGAGAAACUACAAGGAUCUCAAGGAGAAGUGUCGCGAUUCUCUUUGGCGGCCUACGGAGAUGGCGGAAAGUGGUGCGGUGCACGGAUUGACGGUGUGCUCGGGUGAGACGUUUCAGGACUCGAGUUCGAAGAGGCGCACCGGGGCGUCCUGUCAGGCGCUCAGACACGCCGUCGCCUCGCUGAACCGUCUGGACGAUUUCUACAUGGAGAAGAUCGGCGCGGGCUUCUUCUCGGAGGUUUACAAGGUUACCCACAAAGUGACGAGUCAGGUGAUGGUGCUCAAGAUGAAUCAGCUGGCGGCGAACAGGCCGAAUAUGCUGAAGGAAGUCCAACUCAUGAACAAGCUCAGCCAUCCGAAUAUACUCAGGUUCAUGGGAGUGUGCGUGCACGAGGGUCAGCUUCAUGCGUUAACGGAGUACAUUAACGGCGGCAGCCUGGAGCAGCUGAUCAUGUCGCGACACACGUCGUUGCCGCAUCUCGUCCGGAUGAAUCUGGCGAGGGACGUAGCCCGCGGUAUGGCCUAUCUACACAGCCGCGGCAUCUUCCAUCGCGAUCUCACGUCGAAGAACGUGCUAAUCAAGAAGGACGAGUGCAACAACGAGAUGACAGCGGUGGUGGGCGAUUUCGGUCUGGCCGCGAAGAUACCCGAUCCCAGCACAGGCUACCGCCUCAGCACCGUCGGCAGCCCUUACUGGAUGUCGCCCGAGUGCCUCAAGGGCCAGUGGUACGAUCACAGAUCCGACGUAUUCUCCUUCGGCAUCGUCGUGUGCGAGCUGAUCGGCCGCGUGCCGGCGGAUCCGGACGUUCUGCCACGCUCAGAUAACUUUGGCCUCGAUUACCUGGCCGUGGCGGAGAUCUGCGCGGCGGCCGAUCCACCGCCCGCCUUCCUCCAACUCGCCUUCAAUUGCUGCACGUAUGAACCCAAGUCCAGGCCGACCUUUCCGGAAAUCAUGACUAGCUUGGAGACCAUGAUAGCGUCCUGCGAGGAGGAGUUGAAGAAUAACAUCGGUAAACGGCAGUCGACCAUCGAUCCAACGCUGAUGUCCAGCAUGGACGAAAUUGCGCGGGAAGGACGCACGAUGAAGCGGCGUACCGCAAAACUCAGAAGUCAAUCGGCGGACGCGAGAGGUUGUGACAAUGCGACGCCGUCAGAUAAGGCGAGAUGCCAUUCCGCCAGGCGAGUGGGCGAGCUCGCCAGCCGCCGCGAUCCGCAUUACAGGCCGAUGACGGCGAAUCCGUUUCACGCAUUGGGCGGCGUCAAGAAAAUCCUCGGCGACUUGUUCUCCAGCUGUCUGGAGCUGCCCUCGUUGGAGGACGUGCGACCAAGCGUCACCGACAGCGCGUGCAGCAAGUUCAAGCCGGCGCAAAACGAUAGCAUUGCUAAAAUUCUGGACAGAAAGAAGCCAAAUUCUGAACCGAGCAGUCCUACUGCCAGAAAAAAAUGGGAGAGAAAGGUUGCUACCAAGGUGGGAGCCGCGAGCCUGUUCGCCCAUCCGCUCUUCCGAGACGGUUGGGAGCCGCGGAGACGCGGCAGCUGCGAAUCAGGCUUCUGGAGCUGCGUCGGUGAGGAUCUGAGUCCAGAGCCGCCGAAUCGACGGCAUACAUCGACCCUUAGCAGUUCGGCAGCGAGCAGUCUAUUCCUGCUGGACGACCAUCGGACCAGUUCGAUUUACACGGACUCCUCCGAGGACAUUGCCAGCUUAGGCGGCGGCGAUUCCCUCUGGGAGGACCGAUUGAAUGGUAUCGGCUCGUCGAGCAAGACCAUCUCGAAGAUCGUCGAGUACUUCGAAAGGAAGCAAGCGGGUAGACUCGGCGAUCACGGCGACGCUGCUGGUCCUAGCCGCCUGACCCUGCUACGAGCCAGUCUAGAAGGGCCCGUGCCCAUCAGCAGCAUCUCGGCCGCGCAACGGCUAGUCGUGUGCGAAGGUGCCGUGCGCAGUAAACUUGCGUUAUUCGACAAGAAGUGAUAUUACGCGUGAGGCUCUUGGCAAUUUCUUAUCGUUUCUCUUCGACGUUCAAGCAGCGUCCGCGUGAAAAGAAUCGUAUGUACAAUGAAACGCAAUACAGGUCCUGGAGAUGGAUUCGACAGAGGCUCGCCGUCAUUCGUGAAGAUGGCGAAAAUUCUGGGACAUUACGCGUAAUUAGCGUUUCUUACAUGUAGCUGAGAGUGAAGAACAGACAGUAACGUUACAUUAAAGAUAAUAGCAAUCGGUCUUAUUGCGCAUGAAAGAUUAGAGAGGGUGAAAAGGGCAAUUAUAUAGUACCGGCGCGUCACUCGUGACUUCGUAGGCAAGAUAGUUGAUAACGCGCGUGCAGCGUGCUUACAGACACUUCUCUAAAAAACAACCUAGUAACCUGACUGUGAUGUUUUUUGAUAAUCUACAUACAUACAUUAUUGAGCUGUACGACUGAAAUUUGGCGGAGCCAUUAAUACAGAAUCUUUUAUAUGCAACACGAGUCGCGUUUCAUGCAAUUUGGCUACAACGAUGCGCCGUUCGAAAAAGAUAGAGAGGGAGAAAGGGAUAAGAACGAAGCAGCAGCGAGAAUUUCGUUAGAAAACUGCGUUCGAGAUUAGCGCCGAGUGUUAACGAUAAUCGGUUGCUCGCGAUUGACACACAUUUUGCAGUGCCUCGCAGUUCCUAGUAGCCAUCUCCGUCCUUAUGCACACGAAUCAUGGGUAUUACCGAUCACCGGAAGAGUAGCUAUACACAGAUCGACGACGAAUAAGGGCGAUAUGACUUCUUUUGUUUAAGUCGAAUAGGCGGGUCGACAAGCCAAAGGUUCUUAUCUCGCCAUUCUUAAUUUUUUGAAGAUACGGUUAACUUUGCCGGAUUGUCUUGUGUUUUUUCUUCUUUCAUAACGUGUUAUUAAUGUGUUGGUUCUAUCAAUUUUUAAUUUUUAUUUUUGUACAUAAGGGUUCGCUGAUUUAUUACUGCAGCCAUACUGGAUUUAGUCUUCCUAUGUAUACAAGAUGAAUUGAGUUUUACUAUAUCCAACCAUUCAUAUUUAAUAGAAUUUUGAAAUCUCUCUUUUCAAUUAAUAAAAUAAUAUAUAUAAAUCUUGAUUAACUAUCAAAAAAUGAAUUUAUGUCAAUACAUAUCGUGUAUAAAUUUAAAUAUAGUUAUUUAGGUAUUUAUUUAGGUAAGAAAAUAUAUAUAUUUAUUUUAUUGAAAUUUAUUUUAUUGAGUAUGAUAUUCGAUGGUGCAGAUAUUUAUUGGAUAUACGAUGAGAGAUUUGUGUAACUUUUCCUUUUGAUAUUCGUUAUCUAGCAUGUUGCAGUGAGAGAUCAAGCGAAAGCCCUUAAGUUCCACGUCUACAGAGGCCUAACAUCGCGUUUGCGAGAUUCUCAUUUUGUCUUUUGACGUAUCGACGUCGACGCAACGCGAAGUUCAUCGACAUUGCUACGUGCUUGUUCAGCGAUUCGCAGUUUCGCGUGUCAUGGCAUUAAUAGUUCGGGAUGCGCGAUACAAAGUGCCGGAGAUAUAUAACAAUAAUGCAUAUAUACAUAUAUUUUUUUGUUGGCAGAGGUACCGUGUCCUGGAUAUUCUUGUUGACGUGUUGCGCGUAGCCGACAGAGUUUUGUCCACUUUGAAAAGAGAAUAUAUGAAACUGAUCUAGUCAGUGUAUUAAUGUGGCGGCCUUAUCUUUUGUACGUUGUAGCGCUAGAACUUGUAGUUGUACUUUAAGAUUGAAACGGCGAGCAUGAAGUGAGCGUGAGAUGAAACCGGGCACUCUGAUUGCGCACGGUGUUCUUUUUUUUUGAAACGUUAUAUUUAUACAAUGAAGAAGUGAGUGAUAGCGUACGAGGCAGAGUGAAUGAAGAUGCACCGCAUCGAUAUGUAUGCGUGUGCGUGUGUGUAUGUGUGCGUUACAGAAAGGAAGUGUACACGUCCAAAAACGAUAUCUAUGUAGGUAGCUACGACUUUCGCAUAUAUAACGUGAAUCGUUUUGUCGCUCAGACAGCGAGUCGAACCAAAUCUACGAUCGUAGAGUGAUAGACUAAUGUGACGAUAUCUUUUUACUUGUCGAAGUUCGCUCACGGGUUUACUGCAUAAGACUGUGCGUUCGUCAUGUAAUAAGUCGUAUGUAAAUAGAAAAUCGCGUCAACGAUAUUCGCAGUCUCUUCUUCCUCGUGUACAAUAGGAUGCGCGCCGUGUGUCUUUUCUUUGCGUUUCUUUCAUAUUUGUUUUCUUGUUUUAAUUUUCGCUCGUCGAAUCGGGGCCUUCGUCUUCUCCUCGAUGCGUCAAUCGGUACCUGAACAAUCGAAGCGAAGGAAGGACUGCGAACGAGUUAGUUCUUAAGCAUGCGGACAUAUCAGGAAUAUGGGCAUAUCCUGAGAUUCAACCUGAUCGAUAAAGGGCAAUAAAUGCGUGGUUUACGGAAUGAUGGAGUAAAUGGAUCGAGUUAUGGGAUAUAUGUUACGAGUGCGAGAGCGUGUGAGAGUGAGGAGAGAGGAGAGGGGGAGAGAGAGAAAGAAGAGCGGAGUUAGCGGACCGAGAGGCGCAUUUAAAAAAAAAAGAAAGAUAUGGGUUAUUUAUUUUAAGUAAAAACAGUUAUAUUAAAGAUUAUAUAUCUAUAUAUAUAAAUCUACGCAAAACUACAUCGUCUCUUCCAUACUUUUCAACUGUUGUCUAGAAUCUACGAUUGCUACCGAUGUAGUCCCGUAUCUUCUAGCUCUUUAUAUUAUUAUUAUACUAUGAAGAGGGUACGCGCGAUAUCUCGGGUUCCCUCGUGGCUUUCCGCGUUGGUCGUCGAGAUAUAUACAGUAUAAAUUUUAUAUAUAUAUGUAUGUUACAUUAUAUAUAUAUAUAAAAUAACGAGCGCUGUGAAUACCCGAUUUUCUCGUGAUCAUUGAUCAUUACUCAUAGAUUGGGCAUAAAUAAGCGUGGAAAAAGAAUUAAUGGCGGCGAUGACGGCGAUGAUAA
This is a messenger RNA of Temnothorax curvispinosus, 7759 nucleotides long. RefSeq lists its product as uncharacterized. The transcript has 6 exons. The coding region runs from base 1775 to 4801 and encodes 1008 amino acids. Gene Ontology annotation, cellular component: cytoplasm; nucleus. NCBI's taxonomy places the organism in Eukaryota, Metazoa, Arthropoda, Insecta, Hymenoptera, Formicidae. The record is from RefSeq and is a predicted model, not a curated record. Gene Ontology annotation, biological process: protein phosphorylation; actin cytoskeleton organization. Gene Ontology annotation, molecular function: ATP binding; protein serine/threonine kinase activity.